Molecule: messenger RNA, 1092 nt
Organism: Lottia gigantea (owl limpet)
Lineage: Eukaryota; Metazoa; Mollusca; Gastropoda; Lottiidae
Exons: 9
Biological process (GO): microtubule-based movement; cytoskeleton-dependent intracellular transport
Cellular component (GO): microtubule; kinesin complex
Molecular function (GO): microtubule motor activity; ATP binding; microtubule binding
Source: RefSeq, a predicted model, not a curated record
UACAACCAGAGAGAAAAGAGCAGAAAUGCCUCACUCAUUAUUCAAAUGAAUGGUAAAAGUACCGAAAUUAAAGACCCAGAGAAUCCCUCUGCUGAACCAAGAAAGUUUGCCUUUGAUCAUUCAUACUGGUCCCAUGAUGAGUUUACAGAACGUGAUGAUGGUUAUCUAGAGCCAGCUUCUUCUAAAUAUGAUGAUCAGUUGAAAGUAUUUAAUGAUCUUGGAAAAGGUGUGUUAGAAAAUGCUUGGCAAGGUUAUAAUUGUUCUCUAUUUGCCUAUGGUCAAACUGGUAGUGGUAAAUCUUACUCAAUGGUGGGCUAUGGUAAUAACAAGGGCAUUGUACCCUUGGCUUGUGAAGAUCUAUUUAAAGGUAUAGCUGAUAAACGUGUUAAUGCUAAGAAAGAUGAAGAAUAUCAGGUAACUUUAAGUAUGUUGGAGAUUUAUAAUGAACAAGUCCGAGAUCUGCUUAAUACUAAAACAUUACAAAAAGGUGGCUUAAAAGUUCGACAGCAUCCAACUAAAGGCUUCUAUGUGGAAGCACAGACAACUUGGCCAGUGAAUAGUUAUGAUGAAAUUAAUAAUAAAAUCAACGAAGGUACCAGGAAUCGUACUGUUACACCACUGUAUAUUUUGUAUUUUAUUUAUUUCAGCCGAGCUCAUACCAUUGUGGCUGUAUCAUUUGUACAGAAAUCCUCUAAUGACCUUGGACAGAACAUGACUAAAACUUCAGUAAUUAAUCUAGUAGAUUUAGCUGGCAGUGAGAGAGCUGAGUCUACAGGAGCUACUGGUGAUAGAUUAAAAGAAGGGUCAGCUAUCAACCAAUCUUUAAGUUCUCUAGGAAACUGUAUUAAAGCUUUAGCUGAUAUUUCUAUGGGAAAGAAGAAAGUAGUUGGUAAUAAAUUGUAUCUAACAUUAAUUUCAGUACCAUUUCGAGAUUCAGUACUGACUAAACUAUUACAGAAUGCUUUGGGUGGUAACAGUAAAACUGUUAUGAUUGCUGCUUUAAGUCCGGCUGAUAUAAAUUAUGAUGAAACUUUAUCUACUUUACGAUUUGCUGACAGAGCAAAAGCCAUUAAAACACAAGCUAUAGUGAAU